Molecule: messenger RNA, 1833 nt
Organism: Sinocyclocheilus anshuiensis
Lineage: Eukaryota; Metazoa; Chordata; Actinopteri; Cypriniformes; Cyprinidae
Product: mucin-5AC-like
Exons: 2
Coding region: 153-1550 (465 amino acids)
Source: RefSeq, a predicted model, not a curated record
UUUCUUUCUCUCGCAUUCUCUUUGUCUCCUGGGCUUUCUCCUUCCCAAUCCCUCUCCCACAUGCGACAGGGAGCGCUUCCGACUUCAACAAGCACGGCAACUUCCUGAUACAGUGGUUGUCGCGUCACGACCCCAAAUACCCCGUGCAGAGGAUGUCAAAACGUUGUCAUGGUGACCGUUCUGCAUUCUGUCGCAUGGAGGUGCUGCAGCAGUAUUGCUCUCUGCUGGGCUUCCAGCGCAUGUGCUGCAAGUCCUGCAAGGUUGGCAAUAUCACAAAGACCACUGUGACCACAAGUAAGCCACCAUCCAAAACGAAAAUCACCACCAACGGACGAUCCACCACAACCCAAAGUCCCACACGCACAGAGUCCACCACCGUGUGGACCUCCACAGCAGCCUUUUUGCCGACCACAGAAGGGAAAAGUGCCACAUCUGUGAGCACACCUUGGUUAUAUACUAUUUUAGCAAUGUCGCCCUUUUAUCCAUAUACUACAACUCCUAUCUAUAAGCCCGCUACUCCAGAACAGAGCACAUCCUUUGCCAUUACUACACCAAGUAGGAUCACAUCUGCACCUGCGGACGUGACCGAAUUACCUGUUAGCACUGUUUCUGCAGCUACAAGGAUCACAUCUGCACCUGCAGAUGUGGCAAACAGCACCGAAUUACCUGUUAGCACUGUUUCUGCAGCAACAAGGAUCACAUCUGCACCUGCAGGUGUGGAAGACAACACCAAAUUACCUGUUAGCACUGUUUCUGCAGCAACAAGGAUCACAUCUGCACCUGCAGGUGUGGAAGACAACACCAAAUUACCUGUUAGCACUGUUUCUGCAGCAACAAGGAUCACAUCUGCACCUGCAGGUGUGGAAGACAACACCAAAUUACCUGUUAGCACUGUUUCUGCAGCAACAAGGAUCACAUCUGCACCUGGAAAUGACGUGACCGAAUUACCUGUUAGCAAUGUUUCUGCAGCUACAAGGAUCACAUAUGCACCUGCAGAUGUGGCAAACAGCACCGAAUUACCUGUUAGCACUGUUUUCCCAGUAAUUUUCAGUGAUCUGAAUAAUGGCACCACCAUCCAGUUUAAAGAGUUUGAUGGGAGUAGUGGUGCACCAGAUGUAGACAGCAGUGCGAUAUUGCAGUCAACAACAGUGAAUGGUGUGAAUGAAAAGGAAUUGACAACCUCGGUCAAUAUGGAUGUCAGCAUCCCAGUGACAUCUAUAUCAGAGGUGCUAACAACCACUGAAGAACCUGCUCCCCUGGUACCAACUGCUGUAUCUACAACUUCCAGUACACCGCUGUCCAGUACAACAGCAUCUGGAACAGAGAAGACAAGCGGAUGGCCAAAUAAAGUGGAAGAAGUGAGUGAGAGCAAUGCUAUUGAUAUACCGUAUCGAAUAAUCCCAUUGGACAAUGAAUUUCCUGUGAAUAACAUCAUCCCCAGGAGAGGACGUGUGUUUCUGCGUGAGAAAACACGGAAUAAGCGCAUCCAGGAACUGCUUGAGGAGAAGCGAAACUUUUUGAGACGGAUGAAAAGAGCCCAGGGGAUUUGAACCCUGUCCAGUUUCUCUUAUAGAGAUACAGCUGCCAAAUGCAACUUCUGAAUCUAGACUUUAUUUUGGUGCUUGGGUCAAGAACUGGAAAAUGGCCAAAAUAUUGCUGUGAACUGAUGCUUUCCCCUCUUUUAAUGAAAUGGCAAACUGAUCUUUGUGGAACAAAACCACUAGCAAGUGUUUGCAUAGUUGCUUUGAACCUCAACAAUGUCCCUUUAGGAGGUUUCACUGGAGGAUCUUCUAAUUCAAAGUGAUUUAUCAUUUUAAAGGAUUAGUUCAGCCA